UCCAUUGAUAAUGGUGUGAAAUAUCAAUGUAAUGUUGUUAAAAAAAGUGAUUGCAAUAAUGCUAUUAGAUUAAAAAAAAUACAAUUAAGAAAUUUUAUCAAGCAAAAAAAACUUGUGUAUUAAGAAGAAUACAUGCGAAGAGAAAAAGCUAUAAAAAGUAUAUUAAUUGUAUUUGGCCAUCAAAAUCAGUUCACCACGUAAACGAAACUUGUAAUGUCAACGCCAUCAUCACACAAUGAUGGCCAAACUGGAAGAGCUGAAUUUUUUAGACAUGGGUUAAAUCCAAAUUUAGCUUCCCCUACACAGUUGCAGCAACAACAUCAUCUGCCUUUGCAGCAACAAUCGUUUGUUAACACUAACAGCAAUAUAGCAUUGCAGCAGCAGACUGCCGUAAUACAACAGCAAGCAGCACUAAAUAUUCCAGCAGCGACACAAAAUCCAACAGCCGCGACAACAGCUAUACCUGCACCACCACCUCCAACACAAUUUGUGCACUGGUCAAAUCCGUUAAUGGGUGGUGCACCGUUCAUCCAACCACAACCCCAACAAUCGUCAGCAGCUGCUCCGCAACAGCAACAAUUCAACGAUUUUCUCUUUAAUAUACAAGCUCAAGCAGCAUACGCUGCAGCAGCUGCUACAGUGCCGCCCACACAGGUACCCUCUGUGGCUAGCCAACAGGAAACGUACUCGGUUUUACGUGUUGGAAAUGGAAACUUUUUAAAAAUUUAUCAUUGUCCAGAAAACGCUAUGGGUCCUUUGCCAGGUGAAACUUCUUUUACCCAUAUGCCGCAAUAUAACCAGGGUCAAACAGCUACUUUUCAUCAAGUUAAUCCACAAGGAGGAGCAGCAGGUCCGCUUUCCUUGCAACAACAACAACAGCAGCAAUCUCAAUGUCAAAUAACUGGCUCUGCUAACUCAACAAGUCCUCAAGUUUUUAAUAGUUAUGAGCUAUUUUCAAGCAAUACAUUUACCCAACUGCCAACAGCUGAAAUGCCACCCUUGCUUUUACUGGGUCCCAAUGCUAAACCGACGACAAUGACCGCAACCGAGGAUAUGAAAAAUGUUGAAACGAAUCAAGCAACCAAUAAUGAAACCACAAAUUUGAUUAUACACAAUAUGCCCAAUAAUAAUAACAAUUGGUCAGGUGGCAAUCCAGCAGCAGCUCCUUUAUAUGCACAAUUUGAAAAAUGUCAAAGUAAUCAAGAACAACUUGAGGUUCUUAAUCAAACUUUAGCAAACACAGAAAUGGCAGUAAUUAACAAUAACAGCAGCAGCGAUGCAACUUUAGAAACCAAUUUUAAUGCCCAUAUUGCCAUACAACCACAACAUCAGCAGCCACAAUUACAACAAAAUCCCUCCAUAUCCAAUGAGAACAUAAAACAAACACUAACGUCAUCUGCUACAGCUGCAACUCUACUUCCAUCGGCAAACAUAAAAACUGAAAUACCACGUCAGGAUGCACCUAAAAAACGUAUUGUGGCCGAAGUAAAACCCAUGCGCAUGACAUACUCUGAUGUUUUAAGUAAAUUUAAUAAUCAGACACAAAAUUCGCAACAAAAUAAUCUCAAUCAGUUCCCAAUGACCACAACUACCACACCAUCAGCAGCAAUUUCAGCCAAUCAACGUAGUCAACAAAAAUCUUUGAAAAACGAUUCCAAUAAUGCAAAUAAUUCCUCGAUUAAUUUACGCCGUAUGGGUGACGAUACAACAGUCAUACGUUCAUCAUCUAAAAAAUCGCCAACACACGAAAAUAAAGAAAAUCAACAGCAGCAACAACAACAAAUGAUAAAUAAUAAUAAAUUAAACAAUAAUAAUCAAAAACGUUCUACGGCCACAGUUAUAAAUACCAACAACAACAAUACUAAUACUACUUUGAACACCAACAACAAUAACAUUGGUUCAUCAUCAAAUAAAUCAGCGACAACCAUACAAAAGAAUUUAAUUAAUAAUUCCAAAAACAAUACUUUUAAUAUUAAUAAUAAUGGCAAUGUCAACGGUAACAACAACAUUAACAAUGAUAAUCAGCAGGCGAAAAAACAACGUUCGAAUAAAAGUUCUGAUAUUCAAAAUAAUGGAGUUAAAAACUACAACAAUGAACAACGUGGCACUUCUAAAAAUAUCAAUGUCAACAAUGCUCCUAACAACUCAACACAAUCUACAAGUGCUUACAAUUCCACAAAUAACACUUACGCUCGUAAACCUACAAAAUCCUCAAAUUCUGGCAACUCAUCAUCGGCAACAGGUCAACAAAGGUCUCGUUAUCAAAGCAAUUCAAAUGCAUCGUAUUCCUAUUCAUCUACGAAACGUAGUCGUAACAAUAGUUCAUAUGGAACUUCCUCAUCCUUAAAUAAUGCAUCGUAUGCUAAUGGAGCUGGUAAUAAUCGUAACUAUGAAUUGGCAAAACGAUUUCUCCAAGCCUGGUAUACAUACACUCUUAAGAUAUUGACUUGGCUAUUCUAUUUGGUCUAUGAUAUCGUUGUACUCGGUUGUAGUAUACUCUAUGAACGUCUGAUGUAUGCUUAUGAAUGUGGCAAAAUCUACGCGAAACAAUUGCAUAAAGAUCUAAAGCAAAAUUCGAAUAAACCGGGCAUUUGGUUCAAAAACUAUUGUCGAAAAUUUGAUGCAAAGUUUACAAAAACAUCGAAAUGGGCAUUUUGGAGAAAAUUUUAUAAGAAGAAACCGCCGGAAGCCACCAGUGAAGCGAUCAAAACGGGACGUCUGCCGGCAACUGGUGAGGAAGCCAUGUAUCAGCUAUUAAAUUGCAAAGGAAAGGAUGCUUAUAGUAUUUUGGGCGUUCCACCCAAUAGUUCACAGGAGCAGAUACGUAAACAUUAUAAAAAAAUUGCUGUAUUAGUACAUCCCGAUAAGAAUAAACAGGCUGGUUCUGAAGAAGCUUUCAAAGUUUUACAAAGGGCUUUUGAAUUGGUUGGAGAACCGGAAAAUCGCCUGGCCUAUGAUCAGAGUUUGGCGGAGGCUUUACAUGCUGAAAAAGCUUGGACCGAACUACAUGAUUUGUUAUCACAGCUACAAACUAAGAUUACUGAAGCUGCCAACACCAUUAGAUGUAGUACUUGUGGUUUACGUCAUCCACGUAAAAUAACAGAUCGUCCACACUAUGCUGCUCGUGAAUGUGCGUCCUGUAAAAUACGUCACUCUGCCAGAGAAGGUGACAUUUGGGCUGAAACGAGUAUGUUGGGUUUACGUUGGAAAUAUUUGGCUUUAAUGGAGGGUAAAGUCUAUGACAUCACCGAAUGGGCCAAUUGUCAAAAGGGAGCUUUGGCGCAUUUAGAACCCAAUUCGCACAUGGUACAGUAUCGCAUUGUUCGAGGUGCUCAGCAGCAGCAACAACAGCAGCAGCAGCAACAAAAACAGCAGGCCCAGCAACAACAACAACAGCAUAAUCAACAACAGCAUGCAGGAUCUCAAUAUCCCGGCGCAGGAGGUUUAGGUGGUAAAUUUAAACAUGAUAAUAUACCACCCAGUGAAGCGUCGUUACAUGAGUUCCUUGAUAAUUUAUAUAGUGGCCAGCAUCCCCAGCAGCAGCAGCAACAGAAUACAUCUGCUUAUGCCGGUUCUAGCCGCAGACGUAAUCGUCGCAAUUAAUUUAUACAUUAUAAUAAUAUUUUUUUUUAUUUUUUCUUUUCUUUUUUAUCUAAUCUCACGCCUCACUAUUCUUUAUUUUAUUUUUUCCCAGACUGGAUUUAUAAAUAGUAUCAAAAUUACUAUGGACUACUUCCUCAAGUGUUUUGUAUUAACAUAAAAAACCAGUUGAAAUCUUAAAAAGGUUCCUCUCCAAUUCUGAAAUUGGCAAAUAAAGAUAUGUAUACAACAUAUUGAGGCCAGUCCAAAAAUGUUAUUGUACUAUAUAUCUUAAAUUUAAUUUACUGCUGUUUCUUAUUACCCCUAUUUUUUGUACAUUUUUAUUUAACUCGUUUACUUUUAACUCUUUAGAACACAUUAUCGAAUUUCUUUUUGUUUUGUUGAUAUUUUCUACCACUUCCUUUAUAUACAUACAUUAUUUUUAUAAUUAAACAUUUAAUUUUACUCCUUUUAUUACAAUUGUUUAUAUUUUGUUUUAUCAUUGUCAUGUGAUUAUGAUUAAUAUAGAUAUUUUAAUACUUUGUUUAAAUACAAUUAUUGUUUGUAUUCACUAAAUUAGUAUUUAAUAUUAUAGUAAUUUUUACCAAAUACUUUGCAACUUCAAUUAAAGAAGCAAAAACCCUAAAAAAAAUAAUAAAAAACACAAAAAAAUAAAACCUAAUUAAACUCAAAUACAUACUAUUAAAAAAAA
Messenger RNA from Calliphora vicina (urban bluebottle blowfly), 4291 nucleotides. Its product is annotated as GATA zinc finger domain-containing protein 14. Lineage: Eukaryota; Metazoa; Arthropoda; Insecta; Diptera; Calliphoridae. The record is from RefSeq and is a predicted model, not a curated record. The transcript is spliced from 7 exons. Bases 214 to 3603 code for a protein of 1129 amino acids.